UUGUGUCUCGUUUUCUACUGUUUCUUGAAAUGUCAUCUCGUUACACAUCAUCGUACACUCCGUCCUCUCGAUACGGAAGUGGUUGGGAUUACUCGAGCUCUUACUCGAGCUCACGUACUAGUCGUGACAGGGAUACCGGUAGUUAUCGUGACAGAGAUUAUUCAUCAACAAGUUACACGUCAACUAGGCCUAGAUAUUCGACCUAUGCUUCCAAGUACUCGACGGAUCUCGGAAAGUCAACUGAUAAAGGAAUGGAUGACUACUCUGCCGCCCCAAUUGCCAAGGACGAGAUCGAGGAGCUCUCCUACGACGCUAAGACUCCAACCACUCCAACUGAGGAGACCGUCGAUGCUCCUCGUGAGGUUCUUCAAGAGAGCCAGAUCUCUGACUUUGUCGAGGAGGACGACGAUCAGCAAACCGAAGUUGAGGAGGUCAAGCUGACUCUCGCAAGCGAGCCUGAGGAGUCAGAAGAGGAGGAGGACGACGAAGACGUUCGCAAAGCUCAGGAGCUUCUUGCUGCCAGCACUCAAAUUCGUGAGAGCUCUCCAGUCUCUUCACCAGUCAAGGAGGUUUCUUCUGCUGCUUCGUUGUUUGCCAAUGACAACGGAAACGAGACUGAAAACCGCACGCCAAGCCCAACUGUGUUGAACGCAAAGAAGCUCGGAGGUAUUCCAUGGCCCCCAAAGUCGAGCGAUGUGAAGAAGGAGGGCGGCGACGCUGAGGCAUUGCCAAAGAAACGUGUCAGCGACUUGAUUGCUCGUUUCAACACCGGAGUCGUCGAAGAGUCGAAGAAGACCGACGACGCUUACAAAAACGAGUACGGAGCCGGAACCAACGUUGGAAAAGUUUCAACUCACAACUUUGCCUAAGUACCCACACAUUGCUGGUUCUGUAAUUUUUUGCUUUAAAAAUCAUAUUAAUCUUAUUUUUUUGAAACACUGCUUCUCUUCGAAAAUACAAAUGUAUUUCCGAUAUUUUAUUGUAAUGAAAAGUGCAAAUAAAGUUAAUUUCUUG
Molecule: messenger RNA, 1014 nt
Organism: Caenorhabditis elegans
Lineage: Eukaryota; Metazoa; Nematoda; Chromadorea; Rhabditida; Rhabditidae
Gene: F15G9.1
Product: Suppressor protein SRP40
Source: RefSeq, marked reviewed